This is a messenger RNA of Parnassius mnemosyne (clouded apollo), 1320 nucleotides long. The record is from the annotation of a GenBank genome assembly. NCBI's taxonomy places the organism in Eukaryota, Metazoa, Arthropoda, Insecta, Lepidoptera, Papilionidae.
AUGUUGUUUUAUUUAUUACUUCUUACUCUUUUUACAAAUCAAUAUGUUGAAGCUCAGUUUGGACCGUUCAGGCAAGCCUUUGAUUACGUUACUGUACGUGAAGGAGCACAUAUGUUCUAUUGGCUGUUCUAUACUACUGCCUCUGUCCAAAAUUAUACCGAUCGCCCCUUAGUAGUAUGGCUGCAAGGUGGCCCAGGAGGUUCUUCCACUGGAAUCGGCAACUUUGAUAUUUUGGGACCGCUUGAUCUGUCUUUACGAGAGAGGAAUUAUACAUGGGUAAAAAAUUUCAACGUUCUCUUUGUUGACAAUCCUGUGGGUACAGGUUUCAGUUAUGUCGAUGACCCAAAAUACUUGACAACGACAAAUAUAGAAAUUGCUGAAGACUUUCUGGAAUUGAUGCGCGGGUUUUAUAGAUCUCAUCCUGAAUUUGAAGGAGUUCCUCUUUACAUUUACGGUCAAUCGUAUGGAGGAAAAAUGGCUAUUGAUAUUGGGAUUUUAAUCCAUGAAGCUGAAAAAGCAGGCACAAUAAAAUCGAAUCUACGAGGUAUAGCUAUGGGUAACUCGUGGAUAUCUCCAGUUGAUGCCACGCUAACCUGGGGACCUCUGCUACUAGCCGCAGGUCUUGUUGACGAAGAUGGGUACAUGAGUAUUCAGCGAGAAGCUCGCGAAGCUGAAAGAUUAUUUAAGAAUGGAUUAUACGUUAAUGCAACACGACAGUGGGCACGAACGCAACGGGCAGUGUUCGAUGCAACUACAAGUGUUGAUUUCUACAAUAUUUUGACAAAAAUGGCCGUAACACAACCAGACACCUCGAAAAGUGAUUAUGAGGCUGCAAGGGAUUUUCUAAUUCGUGACAGGCCCUUUCUAUCAACUGCCAGGCAAGACGAAAUUGAUCUUAAUACUCUAAUGAAUACGCAAGUGAAGGCGGCACUCAAUAUACCUGACCACGUUGUUUGGGGCUCUCUGUCUAACGCCGUAUUCGAUUACCAAAAUGGCGAUUUCAUGAAACCAGUUACCGACGGAAUUGAAAAGUUAUUAAACGAGACAGAUAUUAUCCUUACGAAAUACAACGGGAACCUUGACCUUAUUUGCGACACCCCAGGUCAAAUACUAUGGGUCGAUAGACUUAAAUGGGCUGGAGCAGAGGAAUACAAAAAGGCACCCCGAAUGCCUAUUUGGGAAAAUGAUCGCCUGGAAGGAUACUAUAAGUCAUACGGAAACUUCAGAUUUUUCUGGAUUAAUGUAGCGGGUCACAGUGUACCAAGGGAUAAUCCGGACGGUAGCCGUGCCUUUUUACGUGAUAUGACUUCUUUUGGAUAA